Molecule: messenger RNA, 339 nt
Organism: Scutellospora calospora
Lineage: Eukaryota; Fungi; Glomeromycota; Glomeromycetes; Diversisporales; Gigasporaceae
Source: the annotation of a GenBank genome assembly
AUGUCUAAAAUUAAAAAUUCUUUGUUUGAUAGUAUCUUUUUAGAAACGCAUAGCGAAUUGGAAACUUUAAACGAUGAACUAAACGAGCUUUAUGAAGUUUAUCAGACUAAUAAUUUAAAGGAUGAUAGUGAUAGCGACGAUGAUAUAGAUAACAAGGACGAAAGUAUAACAUCCGAAGAAGGUCAAGAAGAUAAUGUAAAUGACAAUAUAACAUUCGAAGAAGAUCAAGAAGAUGAUGCUGAGAGUAGUAUUUUUAAAAUGAAUGUGCCUGUUUCGUCUUUUGUUGCUUUGUUGACAACUUGGUGCCACUUGCUUAUUGGCUUGCUAAUUAGACAAUCA